CGCCCCCCGACCGUGCUGAACUUGCUCCGUCGGCCCUACUUUAGGGAUUGCUAAGACCGCGCGUCCAUUUAUCUGUUUGUCGACCGGAUGGCAACCGAACCCUCGCCCCGCAACUUGCGCUUCUCACAACCCGACGAUGACGGCCAUGCCCGGCCAGACAAGCUCAAGAACGGCUACCGCCCUGUGCCCGUCAUGUCUGACUCGGAUAACUCGGCGUCCUCGGGCUCCGUGGGGGAGCUACAUCUGAACACCCAUGUGAUGGACCAGCAAGAUAAUUUUGGGUCGCUCGGCCGAUACGUCGAGGCGGCACAUCCCGCCGUUGUGCAGCAGCACCCGCCCGGCAACUCAGCAAAUAGCGCCGGCACCCACCAGCGUGCCACCGCCGAACCUUCCUCAUAUUCCAACGGGCCAGCACCGCGUUCCCAACGUCCCACUGGCCCUGUCAGGACCCCUUCCAACACCUACCAACCCUACACGCAACGGAGACCCAACCAGCCCGGGACGUCCUCUUUUACCAGCAACGGCGGACUCCAUAUCAAAGACGCCUCGCGGCCGCGGGCGGUAGGAACCUCUACAUUUCGCGCUCAGGAACGAGAAUACGUACGGAGGUUGCGCCAGCAAGACAACUAUGGCGAUUACUUUGACACAUAUGGCUCCUCGGAACAGCAAUACGACUCGGACUCGGAGGGCGAGACACCCUCCUCCGAAGGACCCUUUGACAGCUAUGACGACGCACACAUCAUGUUCGUCAAUACCGAGGGGAGCCAGAUCACCGAGGAGGAUUUGAAAGAUGCCCACAGCCGCGAGCGGCUCGAGUGGCACGGCAUGCUCGAGGCCGUACUCACUGGCGAUGUGGUGCGGCAGGAGAAGAAGCGUCUCAUCGGAUCCGCCGACGAGGACUUUGGCAAGAGCGCCCACAAGGCCGAGCUCUGGCUGGGAAUACGCGCUCGUGUCUGCGGAAGACACCUGCCCGUUCAGCGAAGGAUGAUUGAGGAGGCGCGGGCCUCCGUCGACCGCUCCAUUGACGAAGUCAUUAACUUUUCCAUUGCCGGCGAGAGCGAAGCCGGCAAGCCCCCAAUCGAACAGGUCCGCGACGCUAUCGCAAAGAUUGAAAAGAUCGAAGGUCUUUACCCCUCCAACACCGCACUGAUCGCAGCGCUCAAGCCUUCCACAUACGAUGCCUACCGAGAGACGUGCGAGGCCGUCGUCGCUUGGCACAACGUCAACGAAAUGAUCAAUACAGAGUUGUCUAUCUUGAAGAAAUGGGUCGGGAACGACGAUCUGGACUUUCAAAGAUUUAAGGAAACCUCGGGCCGGCUCAGUGACGAAACGUCCUUCUUGGACCGGUUAAUGAAAGAAGAGGGUCUGAAGUCGCUGCACGAUGACAACGGCGGCGGCGACGGAAAGAAUCUUAGGAAGAAGAGCAUGUUGGACAGCAUCUCCAUGGUCAUCACCAAGGCCAAGGACACUCUGAUCAUGAACGCCGAUGCCUUCCAGAAACGCCACCUGCCACCCUACAUAGAGGAGCUGCUCACGCUUAUUUGCUUCCCCUCUCGCCUCAUCGAAGAGAUUAUCAAGGUUCGGCUGGCCUAUGCCAAGAAGAUGAAGGAGUCGGCGCAGCAGAAUCCCAUGAUGCAAGAGCAGAUGAUCUCUCAGUUCCAGGUCCUGCUCAAGUUGGCCAUCAAGAUUAAGUCAGAGUACAUGGCUAUCUCUCAGCCCGAGCCCGGCUGGGACUUGCCGCCGUGCAUCGACGAAGACUUUGACCGCGUCAUCCUAGAUGCACUGAAGUACUACUUCAAGAUGCUGAAUUGGAAGCUGAGCGGAAACAAAAACACCUUCAAAGAAGCCGAGUUGCUCUUCCAAGAAUGGGAAUUUGGUAACGAAAUCGGAAGCCAUCUAACGCACGGAGACGUCGAGGUUGCGGAGCAGUUCAGCUCCCUAACUUACAAGGCGUUCAACCGACUCAGCCAAACCUUCGAAAAGGAGCUGCAGAGGAGACCCAAGGAGAGUGUCUCGGAGAUGACCAAGCGAUACAAGCAGAUCCUUGAUUCCGUCCGCGUGCGGCAACGCAUGCUGCAGAGGUUCUCAAGGAUGCUCAGCGACAAUUACGAAAAUGCGUGUGAUUUCACCGUUGCCUUCGGUCCGGACAAGCUUCAAGAACUCUUCGACCGUCUGGUUGAGUCGGGCCAUUUCCAGGUCUUAACCGGAAGUCCGGAGCAUGCGGGCGUCCUCAUGAUUGCGUCCCCCAGCUUACAUGGCCGCGGUUCCGACAUCCAGCUGCUGAUGAGCACUUUCUCGUACGAAACGAUCACCGAAGACCCAUCGGAUCCCUACAUCCUCAUCAUCAGGGCCGAGGACCCUCCCGCCUGGUUUGGAGCAAAGCUCCAUCUUGCGGUGCGAGACGAGCCGCUGGACAUCAAGCUCGGGCAUAUGAGGCUCAUAGCGGGCGGCUCACAAGCGCGGCUGGUGAACGCUCGGAAGGCCUUCCUGGACGCCGUAGACAUGCCCAUUGACCUCAUCGUGGAGCAGAGGUCCAGCCUACAAAAAGUAAACGUCCGGCUCAUGGAGAUUCGCAAGGUUGGCUUCAAGCUGUCAAACGCGUUCAUGGACAGCGUCGAAACCAUCCGGCGGCAAACCCGGGGCCUCAACUGCCAGGAACUGAUCCAGACGUGCUUCAUCUUUGCCACCGAGUUUGGCCAGCGUUCGCUAUUGUACAUGGACAACAACAGGCGGACCAUGAACAACAUGAAGCUCACCAAGCUCGCGCUCGAUUGGGUGAGCUUUAUCUGCGACGAUUGCAUCUCCUCGGACCGCAAAACGUUCCGCUGGGCGGUGCAAGCCCUUGAGUUCGCCAUGGUGAUGACGAGGGGAAGGCACAUUUUGGCCCUUGGUGAUGACGAAUACGCCAAGCUGCGGGCAAAGGUGGCCGGUUGCAUGGCGCUCUUGAUCUCGCACUUCGACAUCAUGGGCGCCAGGUCCAGUGUCGCCGCACAGGCCGAGAAGCUACGGAUGGAGGCCCUCAUGGUGCAGCUGAAACGGUUCAACAAGGGACAGGGCGUGGAUGACCAAACUGCUGCCAAAUACGUCGAAGAACACCGUCUCGAAGAGUUGGCCAAGAUCGACGAGUACAGGAGACAAAUCCUCCUGGAGCGCUCGGCUAUGGGCCGGGUUCUGGAAAUCUCCAACGAGGUGGACCGCUCGCUUGCGUGGCUGUCUUCUACAGCAACCAACUUCACCAUGAGGUGGCAGCAGGGCCAUUUUGUCGGCGGCGGCACGUUCGGAAACGUCUACGCCGCCAUGAACCUCGACACGGGCCAGCUGAUGGCCGUGAAGGAGAUCCGCCUACAGGAUCCCAAAUUGAUCCCCAACAUCGCCGGGCAGAUCAGGGACGAGAUGCGUGUGUUGGAGACGGUGGACCACCCCAAUGUCGUGUCGUAUUACGGCAUUGAGGUCCAUCGAGACCGCGUCUACAUGUUCAUGGAGUUCUGUUCUGGCGGCUCGCUGGCCAAUUUGCUGGAACACGGCCGGAUCGAGGAUGAACAGGUCAUCAUGGUGUACGCACUGCAGCUCCUGGAGGGUCUGGCCUACCUACACGAGCUAAAGAUUGCCCACCGCGACAUCAAACCAGAGAACAUUCUCCUCGAUCACAACGGCAUCAUCAAAUACGUCGACUUUGGCGCCGCCAAGCUCAUCGCCCGGCAGGGCCGCACGCUGGUGAACGACCUCGCCAGCACCAAGCCCAACCGGUCCAUGACGGGCACGCCCAUGUACAUGUCCCCCGAGGUGAUCAAAGGCGAGAACCCGGGCCACUUUGGCGCCGUCGACAUCUGGUCGCUGGGGUGCGUCAUCCUCGAGAUGGCGACGGGCCGCCGGCCGUGGGCGAACCUCGACAACGAGUGGGCCAUCAUGUACAACAUCGCGCAGGGCAACCCGCCGCAGCUGCCGUCGCCGGACCAGCUCAGCCCACAAGGGAUCGACUUCUUGAAGCGCUGCUUCGUCAGGGACUCCAAGAAGCGCGACACGGCCGUCGAGCUGCUGCAGCACGAGUGGAUAAUGACUAUUAGAAAUCGCGUUGUCGAGCCGGCCACGCCGAGCAGCGAUGCCAGUGGCUCGAUGCAGAACACGCCCAACACUGCGACGUCGUCUAUGCGGGGUGCUUUUGGUGGGGAUGGGUCUUGAAUAUAUAAUAAAUGCUUGAUGCAAACUAGGUGGCUCCUGACAGGUGUGUGUGCGUUUGGCGUCGUCGGCUUUGGGGAGGGCUAGCUAGGUGUUGGCGAUUUUGUUUUUAUAACCCGGGGCUCGGGGCUUGAUUAUCUAUCACUACUACGUUUUUCUCUUAUUCUUUUCCUCAAUAAGCUUCUUGCCUUUUUUCUGGCACAUUCGGUCUUCUAUCUAUUACCGUUCCAGUACCUAGCUUAGUAUUUUUCCGUCUCCCAUGUUUCAGAGCCGAUGUGUUGCGUAAAGAGAUCGAUACCCUUUUCUGGAGAAAGAGAACUUGACAGGUGCCUACCUACCCACGCAAAUAGCCCUCCUUCCACUGUGAUAGCUGCCAGACAUGG
This is a messenger RNA of Parathielavia appendiculata, 4559 nucleotides long. Its product is annotated as MAP kinase. The record is from RefSeq and is a predicted model, not a curated record. Bases 88 to 4179 code for a protein of 1363 amino acids. Lineage: Eukaryota; Fungi; Ascomycota; Sordariomycetes; Sordariales; Chaetomiaceae. The transcript has 2 exons. Gene Ontology annotation, cellular component: cytoplasm. Gene Ontology annotation, molecular function: MAP kinase kinase kinase activity; ATP binding. Gene Ontology annotation, biological process: protein phosphorylation; p38MAPK cascade.